Messenger RNA from Necator americanus (New World hookworm), 933 nucleotides. RefSeq lists its product as uncharacterized. The coding region runs from base 1 to 933 and encodes 310 amino acids. The transcript has 10 exons. Lineage: Eukaryota; Metazoa; Nematoda; Chromadorea; Rhabditida; Ancylostomatidae. The record is from RefSeq and is a predicted model, not a curated record.
AUGCAAUCAUCAGGCACUUGCGUAUACAUCCUGGGAUCCGUCCAAUACUCUGCAAAAAUGGGUCAAAUGCCUGGAGAAGGCGUGGAAUCUGUGGUUAUAAACUCUCUGCUCCAUUACGCUGGACUGACGGACAUUGUCGACUGUGAGCUCUUGCUGUAUCGAGAAAGUGGGCAGAGCUGUGCUCAAAGAAGACACGCCCCUACGAAGGCACGGGCAACCAUCUCAGAUGCUCAAACCACGACCACUACUGUCGCCACCACAACUACAGCGGCUGGCACCACAACCACAACAACCAGAAUCCCGACGACUACGACUGCAGCGGCGCCGCAACCAGUAACACCAAGUUGUCCUAAUCCAACAAUGAGUAACUUCUUAAGAACAGUUUUUCUCAGUUAUCACAACAAUGUCAGAGGAAGAAUUGCUCGAGGACAAACGGAAGUGAAUGGGAAUUGGGGUAUUGCUCCCCCAGCAUCGCUCAUGCAUGAAAUGAAAUACGACUGUUGGGCAGAAUCGUACGCACAAUCACAUGUACGAAGUUGUGAUGGGAAACUCUCGCCGCCGGAGUCAAGACCCGGUUACAAGGAGAAUAUCCAUAUUUUAAAUACUCUAGCCACUGAUGAUGCUGGAGCUGCACAGAAUGCAAUGACCACAUGGUGGAACCAACUUGCUGCGAACGGAAUUCGUACAGAUAUGCUUUUCAGCUCCGAAGUACGGCAUCGACCAACUAAUAUUGUCACCAAAUUCACAAAGAUGGCUUGGUGGAACAAUAAACGUGUAGGGUGUGCAGUUCAAAGAUGUCCAAAAUUCUACUUCGUCUCCUGCAUGUAUGGACCAGGAGGGAAUGAUGUUGGGGAACACGUCUACAAUGUUGGCGCCGUGUGCUCUGGAUGUCCGGCCAGUUGUAAUCCUCUAGUCGGACUUUGUCCGUACUAG